UUUAUGUUGGUAACUGUUACAUGCGAGACUGCUUCCCUCUCUGUUUGAGGAAUAAAAAUCAUCUUACCUCCUCUUCGCUCUCCUGGUUCCUGCAUCUUGGGGUCACGAGAACGGCAGCCAUGCGAGUUCCUAACAGUUAUGUUUUUCUGGAGUUGUAGAGGGCUGUGCUGCUGUGCAUGACCAGAGAUCGUAUAUUGAGAGAGGAUGAUCGACCGCAUGGUGAUGUUCUCACCAACAUGAACACCAGUGAUUGGACAACCAACUUAACAUUUUCCUCCACCACAGAACACACCGUGUUCAAUCAAUCCAACGCCACAAUCUCGCUCCCAUCGUCCCAUUCUUUAGACAGCCAUGACCCACAAUUCACCAUCAUGCUGGUGCUGGGCUUAUCGCUGCUGCUCGCAGCGCUGGCCAUCUUCCUGGCAGUGUGCCGGCCCUCUGGGCAGCAUGAGGACUGUGAGGCGGACUGUGGCCCCGGAGAAAAACUGAAUGGCAGAAGAAGCCAGUCUAGUGAGCCACAGCUUAAGGUGUGGAAGAGGCUGGGCUCCUAUCGACGCUCCUACAAUCUCUCCUUCAGAAGACCCCCCUAUCGGAGGCCACGCGAGCAUGGGAACACAUGCGCCUCAAAGACAGCUCAACCAGGGGUCAGCAAGGAGCCACAGCUCACUACGCCCUGUCUGCAUGAUUAUGUCACUGAGAUCUAGCCAAGACUGAUGCUGUUUUGCCAGAUUUGACCACACACAUUCCAUGAGUUUAGCUUUCCAAAUAUUUACACAUGUUCAUCUUUUUGCUUUUCUCAACAUUUUGUGUACACCGCAACCAACACUCUGUUCAUUCAGUUUUCUCAACAAGCAAGAAUCAAUCAAAAAAGACCCCUAACAGAAUCAUUCAAAGAGUCGAUGGAGAAUUUUAAACACAUUAUUAUUCCCACAUAGCUAAUAGUUAAUAAUGCAGCAUACCUGCUCAAUCACAUACGUUAGUACAAAUGCAAGCACAAAUCAUGAAUACACACAAUUAAA
Entelurus aequoreus (snake pipefish) is the source of this 1019-nucleotide messenger RNA. RefSeq lists its product as uncharacterized. Lineage: Eukaryota; Metazoa; Chordata; Actinopteri; Syngnathiformes; Syngnathidae. Bases 177 to 704 code for a protein of 175 amino acids. The record is from RefSeq and is a predicted model, not a curated record. The transcript is spliced from 2 exons.